AUGGCCGAAAAUGCCGGGCCCCAUCGGGGCGAGGCCACCCGCGACGUGCCCGUCCUCGAGCAUGACCGACGAGGGGGUGGCGCCCACGACCCCCAGGACCUGCAUGUCCGCCCGCCCGCCCACGAGUCCGAGCCCCUCGGCCAGAAGGAGGUGAUUUCGACCCCGGAUAGCAUGUUCCAGAAGGAGGCCUUCAGGGACUACGAGAGCCUCCCCCAGGCCGUUUUCCCGAUAGGAUUCAAGCCUGGAGUUGGCAAGCGAGGGUCCGAAUCGACGGAUAACGAGGACGCCCGCUCUCCCUCACACAGCUCUCCGCAGAGGAGGUCCUACUAUCCAGACGAAGCCUUUGUCAUCUCGCCGAUAGCGACCCGGAGCGACGACUUCCGGCGACGUAACGAAAGCGCGACUGAGUGCGGGACAAUUGCCAGCUAUUCGCCGUCGAGCGGCCCGAACGUCGCGAAGGCAUUGGCGGGCGAAAAUGGGAUAUGCGAUGCCGGGGAACCAAACGCGGGUGAUGAAGAAAAAGAGGGCGUCCGUGGCUUCCAUGAAAUCACAAGCCAGGUCCCAGACGGUGCGGAUGACCAGGAGCGCGGUACCAAGGAGAAGAAGCUGGCGGGCACGAUUUGUGGAUUACGACGGACAUGGUUCUUUGUGGCCGUUGCGACCAUCGCUGCCCUCCUCAUUGUUGCAGUCGCCGUCGCGACAACUGUGAACAAAAAGUACACUCCGGAAAUCAUCACCGCGCCUCCAGUUACGCCUCCCAACGGCACCGCACGUGGGGGUCUGCAUCAGCAAGCCCGCCUCGCGGCCGCUAGCUGGGUUGGGAAUGACAACAAAACAUACCGGGCCGUGGUAUCGCAGGACAGAAACGGCACCCUGUUCGCCUCCUACUUGGAGACUAACGGGAAGUGGACACCGGUCCGGGUAUCUUCAUUGCUCAAGCCGCUGGAAUCCACCACUGGCGGGUUGGGGUCUGCUGAUCUGCUCCCUGCCGCGGGCACGUCUCUUGCGGCUGCCGUGUCGAGUACAUCGGGGUUGAAUGUCUUUUUCAAGACGCAAAAGAACAGGGUGGUCGGCAUCAGUACGCCCGUCAACAACCGCACUGCAUGGGACUGGACCGAACAGUCUAGGGAAAUUAGCAAGCAGCCGGGUAUGGCCGACAAUAUUGCCGUCGAGAAGUCAGACAUUGCGGCGGCAACUCGACGGGUCUGUUCCGGCCCAGCAGCCAGCGACAGCUGCUUUAACGACGUUCUUGGGGCGUACUUGUCCUUUGACAACAAGCUCCCCGAUAACAACGUAGUCGUCAGACAACCUCGCCGGAAGCGUGCGAGUUUAUUUUGCAGAUUCUGA
Messenger RNA from Gaeumannomyces tritici R3-111a-1, 1347 nucleotides. RefSeq lists its product as hypothetical. The transcript has 3 exons. The record is from RefSeq and is a predicted model, not a curated record. NCBI's taxonomy places the organism in Eukaryota, Fungi, Ascomycota, Sordariomycetes, Magnaporthales, Magnaporthaceae. The coding region runs from base 1 to 1347 and encodes 448 amino acids.